AUGAGCCAAGUUCUACCAGCCAGGGGCAAAUUCAAGAUCUGUGAGCACCCAAAUGGCUCCUGCCAGGAAUUUUGCCUUGAAAAAGAAGUCCACGCCGGGCAAUGUUUAAAUGGCCUAACAUGCUGCCUGCCCGUGGGGAAUGAGCCCUUCAUCGAGCCUACAACACCCAAGGAAAGAUGA
Molecule: messenger RNA, 180 nt
Organism: Puma concolor (puma)
Lineage: Eukaryota; Metazoa; Chordata; Mammalia; Carnivora; Felidae
Gene: DEFB108B
Product: defensin beta 108B
Source: RefSeq, a predicted model, not a curated record